ACCCGGAAGAAGCUCCGUGUAGGUGACGUCGCAUGUUGUUGUCCACGAUGGCGUCGUCCACAGAGCAGUGUCUCCUGGAGCUCACUGAAAAGGACACUCGGGAGAAGCUGUCACACUGGGACCAGCGCGUAGAUCCGAUGGCUCCGUUAACGGAGAAGCAGACGGACUCGGUGCUCGAGCUCCGCGCUGCGGCGGAAGUCACGCUUCUCCCAGCCGAGCUGCCCAUCGAGGACAUCUGCAGCCUGGCGUCCCGCUCCCUGCGCUCCUCGUUCACAGCGACUCUUCCCGAGUCCACCGAGGAGGUGCUCCUGCACGGCUUUCAGAUGCUGGAGCUGGAGAACGAGCGCAUCCAGACGGCCCAGCAGUUUUUCUCCUGGUUCUCGAAGCUGCAGGUUCAGAUGGAUCAGGAUGAAGCUUCAAAGUACAGGACGACGCGGGAUGCUCUGAGCGGCUGUCGGGAGCAGUGUGACUCCAUCCUGAAGGACGUGAACACCGCGCUGGAGCAUCUGGACUCUCUGCAGAAGCAGUACCUCUUUGUGUCCACCAAAACAGGAACGCUCCACGAGGCCUGCGAACAACUGCUGAAGGAGCAGUCAGAGCUGGUGGAUCUGGCCGAGAGCAUCCAAGAGAAACUCUCAUAUUUCAAUGAACUGGAGAACAUAAACACGAAACUGAACUCCGUGACGUUGUCGGUGAACAGCGAGGGAUUCAUCCCGAUGCUUUCUAAACUAGACGAAUGCAUCGAAUACGUCUCCUCUCAUCCGAGCUUUAAGGACUACCCGGUCUAUCUGAGCAAGUUCAAGCAGUGUCUGUCCCGAGCCAUGCUCCUCAUCAAGAGCCACACGGUCAGCACGCUGCAGAACCUGACGGCUCAGCUCACUAAGAGGCAGGACCCGCUGGGCGCUCCGAACGCAGACAACGCCUUCACGCUCUACUAUGUGAAGUUCAGAGCAGCGGCUCCCAAAGUCCGGAGGCUCAUUGAACAAGUUGAGCAGAGGUCCAACAAAAUCCCAGAGUAUCAGCAGCUGCUGGAUGAGAUUCAUCAGUGUUAUCUGGAGCAGCGGGAGCUUCUGCUCAGUCCCAGUAUAAACUCCACCUUCACCGAUCUCACCAGCCACAACAACAAGGACCACUGCGCUCUGGUGCGCAGCGGCUGUGCGUUUAUGGUCCACGUGUGUCAAGACGAACACCAGCUUUACAACGAGUUCUUCUCCAAACCCUCGUCCAAACUGGAUGAGCUUCUGGAGAGACUCUGCGUGUCUCUGUAUGACGUCUUGAGGCCUCUGAUCAUCCACGUGGUUCAUCUGGAGACGCUGUCGGAGCUCUGCGGCAUCCUGAAGAACGAGAUGCUGGAGGACCACGUCCAGAACAACGUGGUGCAGCUGGGAGCGUUCGACGCCGUGGUGAAGCAGAUGCUGGAGGACGUUCAGGAGCGUCUGGUCUACAGGACACACAUCUACAUCCAGACGGACAUCAGCGGAUACAAGCCUGCGCACGGAGACCUGGCCUACCCCGAGAAACUAGAGAUGAUGGAGAGAAUCGCUCAGAGUCUGAAGGAGGAGCAGAUGAAGCUGAGCUCGAGCAGCUCUUUCUCUGACGUGCAGCUGGAGGAGUCUGAUAAUCAGAAGCUGAUCAGCUCUGAGGCGCGCUCACGCAGCACAGUUUCUCCUGCAGAUCUUCAUGGCAUGUGGUAUCCCACCGUCAAACGCACGCUCGUGUGUCUCUCCAAACUCUACCGCUGCAUCGACAGGGCGGUGUUUCAGGGUCUGUCACAGGAAGCGCUCUCUGCCUGCAUCCAGUCUCUGCUCAAAGCCUUCGACAUCAUUCAGAAGAACAAGACUCAGUUAGAUGGGCAGCUCUUCCUGAUCAAACAUCUCCUGAUCCUGCGCGAGCAGAUCGCCCCGUUCCACGCAGACUUCGCCAUCAAAGAGAUCUCGCUGGAUCUGAAGAAGACCAGAGACGCUGCUUUCAAAAUCUUUAACCCCAAGACUGUGCCCAACUUCUUCCGUCUGAACAGCCAUAACGCUAUCCUGGAGUUUCUUCUGGAGGGCACGCCGGAGAUUAAAGAGCACUACAUCGACUCCAAGAAAGAAGUGGACCGGCACCUGAAGUCCAGCUGUGAGCAGUUCAUCCAGCAGCAGACGCACAUGUUCGUGGGGAACCUGGAGGAGUUCCUCACCAAGGUAGCAGCUUUAAAGACGAUGGCUGUUGAAGGAGGACCGACGUACACUCUGUCUCAGCAGCCCUGGGCUCAGCCGGCUAAGGUGAAUGACAUUGUGAUGGCCACCUAUCGCAUCCUGAAAAACAAGCUGCCCGUCACCUUACAGAGCAUGUCUUUAUAUCUGGCCAACAAAGACACCGAGUUCAUCCUGUUCAAGCCCGUCAGGAACAACGUCCAGCAGGUGUUCCAGAGACUGCAAGCGUUACUGCAGGAGGAGUACAGCGGCGAGGACCUGCAGAUCAUCGCAUGUCCCUCCAUGGAGCAGAUAAAUCUGCUGCUGUCUGUGAAAUAGCCCUGGAGUCUGUGGACAGUGAUGUUCUUCCACACUUGGACCACGUCAGCGUUGGGAAAAGAGCCCUGAGAGAAGAUUAUUCCCAAAGCUUCUGGAGAUCAACACGUCUCUCUAUCUAAAGACAGAACGAGACCCCUUCCGAACACUGAACACACGCUGCAGGAGCAUGAUCGGGUUCUUCAGCGUAGCAUUGAUACCAAAUCAGUCUGUACAGAUGGAAAUUAAAGCGAAGGUGUGGGCUGCUGGUCUGGAGGUUCACCAUCCACACACACACACAUGAUCCACCAGGAGGCGCUGUGUGUUUGAGAGGACACGAGAGCACUGUACUGGUGAAGGAAACUGUGUGCAGAACAUAUUUAUUACUAUGUUUAAAGGAUUAUUUCACAGAGAGAUGUGAAUUGUUAUUAUUUACCUGUUUGCAAACCCUGAACACAAAGCAAGAUGCUUCGGGCUCCCAUUGACUUCCAUUAUAUUCUUGGCCACACAAUGGAAGUCAAUGGGAGCCAAAACUCCUUUAUCUUCUUUUGUCUGCCACAGAAGAAAGCAAGUCAAACAGGUUUGGAAAUCAAGUUUGGGAAAUUACUUUUAAAACCUGCAUGCUAUCUUUUUUUUCCUCUCUCUGAUGAACACAAAAGAGGAUUGUUUGAAGAACAAUGUUCAUGCAACUCUUCUAAUGUUGGCAUUGUAACAUCUUUUUAAACAUCCAUGCAGGUUUGGAUUAAUAUUAGGGUGUGUUAUUCAUAUCAAGCUGAAGUAGUUCCCCUUUAUGCAUUUACUCAUUUUCUUCCUUCGUUCUGGGCGCUUCAGUUGCAUUUUGGGAGUUUAAGUCAUCUAUGAAAAGCAUCCUCACUUCUCGGGCUUUUUUAUAUGGUGCUUUUCUGUUUGGUUCUGUUGGAGUGAUUGUGAUGGAUUCAUAACUAAAGCUGAAGGUUUAUUACUGAUUCAUUCCUGUCGUUUUUCUAAAUAAAUUCUCCUAGAACUGAAAGGUGUGAAGCUUUACGAGGUGGAAAUGAGAUUUAGCCCAUUAAACACUGAUUAAAACCUUUUUCAUAUUUGAUAUCAAUACAGUAGCUGAUGCUGAUUUCACUAAUAAUUGUAUAAAACAUGCUUGAAGUGCAAACUAAAAUGCUAUGUUAAAGAUGUGAAA
Messenger RNA from Carassius gibelio (silver crucian carp), 3660 nucleotides. It is a transcript of the gene cog3, whose product is annotated as component of oligomeric golgi complex 3. NCBI's taxonomy places the organism in Eukaryota, Metazoa, Chordata, Actinopteri, Cypriniformes, Cyprinidae. Gene Ontology annotation, cellular component: membrane; cis-Golgi network; COG complex. Bases 33 to 2513 code for a protein of 826 amino acids. The record is from RefSeq and is a predicted model, not a curated record. The transcript is spliced from 23 exons. Gene Ontology annotation, biological process: intracellular protein transport; Golgi organization; intra-Golgi vesicle-mediated transport.